Prorocentrum cordatum is the source of this 1138-nucleotide messenger RNA. The record is from the annotation of a GenBank genome assembly. Lineage: Eukaryota; Dinophyceae; Prorocentrales; Prorocentraceae.
AGGGAGGGCCGCGACCACCACGGCGCGUGCGCGCGCGCCGCCCGCGUGGCCGGGCGGGGGCCCACCAUGGCGCCUGCCAUGGAGGAGGACGAGCCGCCCACCGGCGCGGCCGGGGACGCGGCCGCGCAGUCGCCCAGCGUCGGCGCCGCAGCCGGGACGCGCCGGAGCCGCCCUGGGCACAGCCCUGGGGCGCGGCGCGGCGCAGCACCAGACGGCGCUGACAACCCCUUCGAGAAGGUCGAGAACCUCAUGAAGGCCAGGGACUUCAGAACGGCCGAGGCGGCCCUCAGAGCGAUGCUGAAGGCCACUCCCGAGGACGAUCGGGUGAUGCACUACUUGGGGGUGCUCCUGACCGAGGAGUGCCGCUACGAGGAGGCCGAGACAGUGUUCCAGGGCGCGUUCGACGCGCAGGAGAAGGCGGGCAAGGUCAACUACGCCACCGCCUUCGGGCUGGCCACCGUCCUCACCGAGAUAGGUGGAAUGGAGAAGCUGCUGCAGGGCGAGGCCCUAUUCCGCGAUGUUCUGGCAAGGGCGGUCGAGCAGGAGGAGGGGGGCAUCCACGAGACCUACAGCGCAUUCGUGAACCUGGCCGACAAUUUCGGGCGGCAGAAGCGCUGGAUCGAGUCCGCGGAGGCCUGGACCUCGGCGGUGAAGCUCGCGGAGCGCAUGUUCGGCGAAGACCACGAGCGCACGGCGGCUCACCGGGCGGCGCUGGCCAGAGCGGAGCGGCUGUCGCGAUACCAAUGGUGGAUCCGGCGAGUGCUCUGGACCGUGAGCAUCGUGGUGUUCGUCUGGGCUGCGUGGACGCUCGUGCGCAGCGGGAUGCUGGCGGCGGUGGUGACCCACGCGGUAGCCCUGGUCGCGCCGGGCUUGGCAGGGGCUGCUCCCGCCGCAGGAUCGGCAGACACGGUGCUGAGCGGCGUCAGUGCUCCGGUGUCCGGGGAGCUCUGAGCCCUGGUGCCGACCCCGUCCCCGCCCCUCGUGUCUGGCUCUCGGUCGAUCUCCGUUCGCUGGCUCUCCAUUUUCCCAACUACCUCUCCCUCUCUCUCUCUCUUCCCCUCCUCCUGUGUAUGGUCUCCCUUCUCUUCCCACUGCCCGCGGCAGCCUCGAGAGGGCCAGACCCACGCGCGGACAGCAA